UUCUUUUGUUUCUCAAUUCAGAAAGGCACCUGAUCAGGCUCCCCCUUCACUUUUGCCAUGAGCUUAACCGGGUUUGAAAAGCGCUAUAUACAUUUACCAGUGUCUACCGAAGAAGAUUUUCUAAUAAGAAAGAUCCUUAUGACCCAUGACCCUGAUGGUCGUCAGCUGGAUGCUCAGCAAUUGCUUCAUGCUGUGAAGAAUAUUAUCCAUCGUGCUAGUCCUGUAUCAGAAGCUGAUUGUCAUCAAGAAAAUGUGGCCGUAUGGGAUGCUGAUGCAAUUGGAUUACAUGAUUCGCUGGGAUACACCAUCUUUAAAAUCUCACAUGAGGUACUGAGCAGAUGCUUUGAAGGAGGGGAUAUACACACAAAGACAAUGUCCUUAUUUGACAUGUUAGGGAAAUUUAGAUGGGAUGCAAAAGUAGUUCUAGUUGUUGCAGCAUUCUUCACAAAUUAUGGUGUAUUGCAGCUCCAAGUGCAGCUUCAAUCCCGUAAUCCCUUGGCAGCGCUAGUUGCAUUACUUAGACAAGUGCCAUCAGACGUGAGUGGGUUCAGGGCGCAAUUUAAGGCAUUUACACUGUUAGUAAAGACCGUCAUGGAGUUGACAGAAGUUAUCAUUGAAUUUGAAAGCCUGCCUUUGCAAAAAGAACUUUUGGAGUACAAGGUCAUAUCUGCUGCGAAGUCAAAAAUCUACUUGGGCAGCUACUGGAUUUUUAGGAGUUCAUUGGCAUGUUUUUCUUUCAUUGCAGACUUGAGAACCAGAAAGCAGGACCAAGUGCAUGUUCUUUCCCUUCAUUUACCUCUUUUUUAUUGUUCUUUUCCCCAUGUUAAUGAUUAUAUGGUAAUAGCAUACACUUCGCAUGUUACUUGCGUCAUGUAUAACCAUUGCCAGCAUGCGGAUUCUUUCUUCAGGAAUUCAAAUUCUAUAACAAUUGCAGCAUGGACAAUGCGCAAUUUAGUCUACAAAUUGAGCGCAUUGUACUGCGACUUGAGAGAGCAGGUCAAAAUGUGCCAUCAGCAAAUAGAUUCAAGGUUGUAUGAGAAACUACCAAAUCUAUUCAAUCAGAUUCAUGUCGAUAACCAAGAAAAGCUGAAGAUGCUAAUUGCUUCUGGGGAUAACUUCCCAUUGAUGGAUUGUUUAUCAAAAGAAAAGCAUAGCAUCUCUGAACUGAAAAAUAAGGUGGUCAUCCUUCUAAUAUCAAAGCCUGAGCUCCUCCCUAUUGAGAAAAUCUUCCUGCUGGUGCAUCAGACAUACGAUCAUCCCCACCAGGAGAAAAUUGGAGGGAGCUAUGUUGUUUUAUGGGUUCCACUCUCAUCUUCACAUGGUUGGAGUCACGCAGAUAAAAUCAGUUUUCAAUUUCUAUCAGGUUCCUUGCCAUUUUGGUCAUUAAAGCAGCCAGGGUUACUAAAUUCAGCAGUUGUCAACUUCAUCAUACAAGAAUGGAACUUCAAAGAGGAGGCCAUGAUGGUUGUAUUGGAUACUAAUGGCAUGAUCACAAAUUCAAAUGCAAUGGACAUGAUAUGGAUCUGGGGUGCCAAAGCAUUUCCAUUUUCAAUUUCUAGAGAGAAAGAGCUCUGGGAAGUGGAGAAGUGGACACUACAGCUCAUGAUUGAUGGUAUUGAUCCUUUAUUGACCAAAUGGAUCGAGGAAGGUAAAAAUUUCUGCAUUUUUGGAAGUGGGAACGCAGAUUGGAUCAGAAAUUUCAGUUCCAAAAUCAAGGAAGUUAGUAACACAGAACUUCAGCUGGAGGUGAUUUAUGUUGGCUGGAGGAGUCCAACUGAAAAAUUACAAAGCAUUUUACGUAUUAUCGAACAAGAAAACUUGUGUACAUAUCUCACAUUCACAAAGAUUCGUUUCUUUUGGCUGCGAUUGGAGAGUAUGAAAAGUUUGACUAGUCGCCAAGAAAACAAUGAUGAUGAUAUGUCGAAAGAGAUAUUGGGAUUGUUGGAAGUUGACGACAGUGAUGAUGGAUGGGUGCUCAUUGGGACAGGAUCUUUGCCAGGCCUGAUAAAGCUUCAAGGACAGAAAGUUACAGAAUUCUUUGAUCUUUUCCCCUUCUGGGCUGAAAAUUUAGGGACUAUGGGAAUAGUGGGUGCUAUUAAAAGUGCCCUUGAGCCUACCCUUUCCACAGGACCUUGCGAUCAUGCUGAAAUUCUUGCAUUCAAUGAGGGAUUGUUAAAGGGGCCUGUGUUCUGUGCAGUAUGUAAACGCCUGAAGGAGAAGUAUGUACUCUACAAAUGUGAUGCAACUGAAUAGAAAGUUGCAAAAUUUCCAGUCAUUUAACCAUAUAAAAUAGGAUGAUCAGCAUGUCAGGGGGAUAAGCAAGUAGCAACCAAAGAAAAUGAACU
Messenger RNA from Coffea eugenioides, 2345 nucleotides. RefSeq names its product protein SIEVE ELEMENT OCCLUSION C. The record is from RefSeq and is a predicted model, not a curated record. The coding region runs from base 58 to 2253 and encodes 731 amino acids. The transcript has 7 exons. NCBI's taxonomy places the organism in Eukaryota, Viridiplantae, Streptophyta, Magnoliopsida, Gentianales, Rubiaceae. Gene Ontology annotation, biological process: phloem development.